AUGAAGCUCAGCGCCGGGCUCCUAGCUGUCCUCGUCGGCUGUGCUGCCGCAUCGCAGCCGCAUGCUGAGGUCUUUAUUCUACCCGCCAUCGAUACAUCAUCUCCGCCAGCCAUCACCCCCAGCCUCGCCAGGCUACUGCUUCUUCAGCGAUUAGCCUCAAGUGGUCAAGAGCCGUCACUGCAGGAUGUUCCUAAUGGCGUCGACUCGGAAAAUGCUGUCUCGCUUCUGAAUCGGUUCGGGAAAUCGAUACCACCACUUUUCUCAGGCGCGAAGACCUCCCGGCCGAGCCAGCUCGUCUUGAUGCUCGAGAACAUGAAUAAGGAACAAAUGGGCGAGCUGCGUAAAGCACUCGGUAUGAGUCCGGCACUUACGAUCGCCGAUCCGCCUGCCGAUACAUCACAUAAAGAUCUGGUAGAGCUGGAUCUUUACAGAGUCGGUGCGCUAGACGGGAAUAAGUGCUCUGUUCAACAGGUCGCAAAUCCACUGGAGAACUGCUGGGGCGGGAAGCAUUCCGCCGUGGCAAGAUAUAGAAUCUCCGAGGACCCUGAAGUUCUUCAGCAGCUUGCCAAGCAGUUGAAGCAACUUGUCCAGCUUUCCAAGUAUGGCGAUCUUCAAACAACAAUCGUUGCACUGCCUGGUUCAAAGGGUUCUGGCAAGUGGACGGAUGAACAACAAGAGUUGCGCCGCCGUCAGGCAGAGCAAGUCAUAUCUGCGAUCAACCAGACAGCGAAGCACCCACAAACAGCCUCCUCUGUUAAAGCAGAACCUGUUUCCUACCCCUCAAGUGGUCGGGUUCAGUCAUGUUACGAUUCAGAAGCAGCUUGCAAUGAAGCAACCCGCAAUUGCACCGGACAUGGUAGCUGCAUGGACAAAUUUGCCAGCGGCGGCGGCGGCAAAGCCAAAGACAAGGUCGCUUGCUUCUCUUGCCACUGCCAGGCUACACGAAGCGAGAAAGGGAGCCUGACACACUGGGGUGGCGCCUCGUGCGCGAAGCAGGAUGUCAGCGUUCCGUUUUGGCUCUUUGCCGGCUUCACGGUGGCCAUGAUUGGCAUCGUAUCCAUGUCCAUCAGGUUACUGUUCAAUGUCGGAGAGGAAAAACUGCCUGGUGUGAUUGGCGCCGGUGUUUCCCGGUCAAAAUAG
Messenger RNA from Ustilaginoidea virens, 1140 nucleotides. RefSeq lists its product as uncharacterized. NCBI's taxonomy places the organism in Eukaryota, Fungi, Ascomycota, Sordariomycetes, Hypocreales, Clavicipitaceae. The record is from RefSeq and is a predicted model, not a curated record. Gene Ontology annotation, cellular component: endoplasmic reticulum. The transcript has 2 exons. The coding region runs from base 1 to 1140 and encodes 379 amino acids.